Saccharomycopsis crataegensis is the source of this 2694-nucleotide messenger RNA. RefSeq lists its product as uncharacterized. The record is from RefSeq and is a predicted model, not a curated record. NCBI's taxonomy places the organism in Eukaryota, Fungi, Ascomycota, Saccharomycetes, Ascoideales, Saccharomycopsidaceae. Gene Ontology annotation, molecular function: damaged DNA binding. Gene Ontology annotation, biological process: double-strand break repair via homologous recombination; mitotic G2 DNA damage checkpoint signaling. The coding region runs from base 1 to 2694 and encodes 897 amino acids. Gene Ontology annotation, cellular component: Mre11 complex. The transcript has 3 exons.
AUGUGGAUACUAUCAGUGCCCAGUGGCACACAUGAAGGAGAAGUCAUCAAGAAAAUAAUUCUUCCGAACAAAGAGUAUUCCGUUGGAAGAGGCCGCGAUUUGGAUAUUAGCCUUGCGUCUCAUCCUUUCAGACAAUCAGUUUCACAAAUCCAGUUCAAACUCCAAGCUCUGGAAAUAGCUGAUCCAAUAAAUAACAAUAAUAAAAUCCCACCGAUUAAAAUACUGGUCUGCGGAAGAGCAAAAACUCAUAUAAGUAAAGAACAGAAGUUUUCGAUUCGUGAUGGUAAGGAUCCUAAAAUAUUGGAAUAUAAUACAAGUCCAAUAAAAAUGGAGUUUGGCAAAGAUCAAGCUAAAUUGAAACUAGCUUUGAUUUGGUCACCUAUCUGUAUAGGGUAUUCUGCCAAUGACAUUAUAACAGACGGUGAUAAAACACAAGAAGUGGAACAAUUUCUCGAAAGUAAUUUGAAAGGAUUGAACAUUGAAUACUGUGCAAGAAUUACUGAAAACACAACAUGCUUUUUACAAUCUGACAAAUUAUCCACCAAGCUUGCUUUGGCAUUAGUGAAAAAUAUUCUGAUAGUUAACCCAGAUUAUGUUAAAGUGAUCAAAAGACUUCUGGAAACCCCUGUUAUGGCCAUUGAUCAAAAUUAUGAUGACCAAAAUAUUCCUAGUAGAGAUAUUCCGCCAUCAACAACAUUAUUGGAAUAUGACAUGGCAAAAAAGUUCCCCAAAAUAAUGGAUUACUUUCCAAAUGAAGUGUAUCGACCUAAUCCUGAAAGAUUGAAUUUAUUUAGACAUUUCACUUUUGUUGUGACUGAUAAGUCCCAAUUCCAAAAUUUAGAGGAGACUAUUAAAGCCGGAGGAGGUAAAGUCAUAUAUUAUGACCUCGAUGCAUACAUCGAUGCUAAUGAUACGCUGAAUAGCUCAAAGUUUGGGGGCGAGAAGCUUUAUGAAUAUUGUUCUAAAGUCAAAUCAGAUUCAAAAUUGGUGUUAAUGAAGGGACUUACAGAGGAUGACCCAAUAAAGCUAUUGAAAUUUAAAAUGUUGAAGAGAGCUUCGAUUAAAUUGAAAAUAGCAUUGCAUAAUUAUCAGGAAUUUUUUGACGUCGUUAAGAAUUCUGACUCACUGAUAUUAUUGCCUGGGCAGAAUUCUGUGUCGGAUAAGUCAAUUGAAAAAGUACAUAGUGACCUCAAAGAAAAAUCUGAUGAAGAAAUAGCACCGCAGGCACCAUCUAGUAAAAGAAGAAGAACAGCGAGGAAUCGGACUAAUAUAAUGUCGAUGUUCUUAGGCGGAAACGAACCAGUGCAAUCACAAGCUGGAUCUUCGUCAAAUUCGCCGGUACCAUCAUCAUAUGCCCAAAAAUUAGAGGAAGAUAAUUUGAAGGAGUCCCCAAAAUCCGUGAUGCAAGUCCCAGAUAGUAUACCGCAAAAUAGGGAAGGCGCCAAAACACUGGAUGUGUAUCACACUGCACAUAUUCAUUCUUUACCCAAUCAGUCACAAUUUUCAGAACCAGUUUCAAAUACCCAAGAACCAGUAGCGAUAAAGACUGAAGAGGAUAUAAUAGAAACACAGGCCUCCUUAGGAACUGAUGUAAGAAAAAGAAGAAGACCUGAACGAAAGCCGAAGAGAACAUUCGAUGAUCUAUAUGGGAUUACUCAAGAAAGUGUGGGUGUUCCUGUACAGAAAUCCGAAGUCGAGUCCCUUUCAAAAGUAUCAUAUAUGGCAACCAAAUUAGCAGAUACCAAAGUGGAGGAAUCUUUACACAUCGAAAAGAAAGCAGAGCCUUCGAAUCCCGAAAAAGAGUGUAUCGAGGGUAGUGACAAACAGCAAGAAGUUUUCAAGGCCUUUGAUAUUGUUCUUGGCAAGGAUCCCGAAGUCCCAUUACAGAUGACUCCGGAGUCAGAAGGCUCAGAAAACAGAUCAGAUAAUGGGAAAAUAUCCCUCAUGGAAGCUGUCCGUAAAACAAAGAAGCUGAUAGAUGAUAAAGCAAUAAAGGAAGUUGGAGGUGAUGAAGAUAUGAAGAGACAAUUAAGUAGGAAAGAAAUUGAUAAUAUCAGACGACAAGUCAAGGUUGAGGAGUUCGAAGUGACAAGAAAACAGGCUAAUGAGCCGAACGAAAGUGAAAUGACAAAAAGCGGAGAUUACUCAGAUUGGUCUACAAGAAAGAAUUUCAAAAAGUUCAUUAAGAACUCAAAGAAAAAUCAACAGUUGAAGAGGAACCAGGGAUCGGUUUACAAAGAAUAUAUAACAUUCGAGGUUUAUGAUCUUGCCAAGGACGGAAAAUUGAAAAAUAAACCAGGGGAAGAUGAAGUUGGCACCGUACAUAUAGUAUCCGAGAACGAAUUGAGUGUUUCAAAGGCUAAGGAAUCCGAUGAAGAUAGUGAUGAUGGGGGUAUAUCAAAGUCGGGAAAUCAUUUCAAAUUUUCUUGUGAUCAGGUCCCAUUGUCGACAACUCAGGAUCUUUUUGUGGGUGAUUCUGAAGAUGAUCAGGAAGUUAUGUACGAGACUAAGAAUGGUGCCAAAUAUAAUACAAGGCGUAAUACAAGGGGAAAAUCGAACUCACUCAAGCGAAGGGUUGCGGGGGAUGAUGACUGUGAAAAAGAUGAUGGUGAUGAUGAUGAUGAUGAUGAAGAAGAAGAAGAAGAGGACGAAGAAGAGGAAAGGUCAAUUGCAAGAUUCAAAUUUUCUAGUUGA